AUGGCUACACCGCCAGCUGUAGCCAUUGCCCGAGCAGCCACCACCACCGAAAGCUCGUCGAAACGUCUCCGCACCAAUGCAGUCGGCGGGUCUGUUGACGCAGCCGAGUCGGCAUUUGUCAAUGCUUACAAGGGCUUCCACGUCCCACACGACCACUUUGCUGUCGAGCGCAUUCGUGUGGACAGCGUGACGCCCGAAGAGUUCUUUGCCAAGUUCGUAUGCACCCGAACGCCUGUAGUGCUGUGUGGAUAUCUGCAGGACGAGGCGUUCACUGCUCCAUGUAAGUGGUUCGAGUCGAACGACCGUCUGAUUCAACUUGCAGGCGACACGAAGCUCACGGUCGAGCGACGGGGCGAUGUUCGCGAGCACUUUGGCAAGGGCAUUGCAGUGGAGAUGGCGUUCCGGGAGUUGCUUCAGCUGAUUGCGUCGGGGGACGAACUGCACUACUUGACGACCCAAGAGGUGGCGUCUGAAGACGAUGGCCGACCGGAGAUCAUGGCGCCGUUUAUGCAGCAGCUGCAGCAGGACUUUCCCGUGCGUCCGAAGCUCAUGGGUCACUUGGUUCCACAGAACAUCAACAUGUGGAUGGGCAACAACAAGCAGGGAUCAUCCACGGGGCUGCAUCACGACUACCAUGACAACCUGUACGUCUUGAUGCGUGGCAAGAAGCGCUUUCGUCUGUACUCACCUGCAGACGCGGAAAAGAUGUACGUGCGUGGCCAGAUGGCGCACGUGCACCCAAACGGUCUGAUCAAUUACGUGGAAAGGGUCACGACACCCUAUGGUGCUGAUCCAGCAGCAGAACGAGAGGCACUUGCUGCAAUGGUGAAAGACGAGGCAGAACGUGAGUUGGCUGACGCUGAACGUGCAGUGGAAGCUGGUGAAGCGGGCGCUGAGGCCCGCCGUGAAGCAGCUGAGGAGCGGCUGGAAAAAGCGUUGUUUGGGAUGCUGCAAGCGCACGCUAGCGACGAUGAAGACGACGAGGAGUUUGAAAAUGGAGCUUUUUCGUUCGAGGAGAGCGACGCUGAAGGAAAUGACGACGAGAGCGAAGAAAGUGGUGAGCUGGAUGAGGUUGCAGCUGACCCUCCUAGCGACGAAAAAGAGAGCAAGAACAAUGCCAAGCGGGAUGUUUGCGAGAAGGACGUUACAUACCCCGUGAGCUUUAGCCGUGUGGACACAUUUCAGUUGCGCGAUGGCAAACAGGCGCAGCAAGAGCUGCUGCAAGCAGAUUUUCCCAAGUUCUGUCAAGCGAAAUGUGCCUCGUGUGAUUUAGAGGCGGGGGAGAUUCUGUACCUGCCUGCUUCAUGGUUUCACGAGGUGGAGUCCUUCGGCUCUGCGCAGGGUAACGGCCACCUGGCUUUGAACUAUUGGUUCCACCCGCCUGACCAGCUUUCGGCCGAGCACUUUGCUUCACCGUACUCAUCGCCCUUCUGGCAGCGUGACUGGGAACAGCGUUUCCAUUCAGACAAUUAA
Hyaloperonospora brassicae is the source of this 1473-nucleotide messenger RNA. Lineage: Eukaryota; Oomycota; Peronosporomycetes; Peronosporales; Peronosporaceae. The record is from the annotation of a GenBank genome assembly.